AUGUCCAGCUCGGGAAACAACGACGAGACCCGUCCGUACACCAUCCCCUACACGGGAAGCAUCGCCAUCAAGCAGGCGGACGGAUCCUACGUCGCGUCGUCGAGCGUCGGAAAAUCGAGCGUGAACACCGCCCACCCGUCGGCCCAGGUCAAGGCCCCCGUCGUGGCCCAGGAGGCUCCGGGCCCGAGCAACCCCUACCCCGCCUCGUCUUCGGGCGGUGGCCAGCAGGCCGAGGAGCCGCUGCCGGGCACCGAGGCCCACGCGAUGAAGCACAAGUUCCACAAGCACUGA
Thyridium curvatum is the source of this 291-nucleotide messenger RNA. RefSeq lists its product as uncharacterized. The record is from RefSeq and is a predicted model, not a curated record. NCBI's taxonomy places the organism in Eukaryota, Fungi, Ascomycota, Sordariomycetes, Thyridiales, Thyridiaceae. The transcript has a single exon. Bases 1 to 291 code for a protein of 96 amino acids.